This is a messenger RNA of Trematomus bernacchii (emerald rockcod), 2039 nucleotides long. RefSeq names its product proline rich 5 like (gene prr5l). Gene Ontology annotation, biological process: TORC2 signaling. Gene Ontology annotation, cellular component: TORC2 complex. NCBI's taxonomy places the organism in Eukaryota, Metazoa, Chordata, Actinopteri, Perciformes, Nototheniidae. The transcript has 9 exons. The record is from RefSeq and is a predicted model, not a curated record. Bases 296 to 1144 code for a protein of 282 amino acids.
CGGUCGCUUGUUCAGCAGCCUGUUGAUCAAGCCGCGGGUUGUCUCAUGAAGAGCCGGGAAUGUCAGAGGAACAGUCUCUCUGUGCACAACAAACACAACCAAACAAACUGUUUACUUUUAGUGUUUAUUUUUAUUUGUUUCCUCUGUCUGGAAGUUGGACCGAUGUGUGAGCAGAAUGUUAGCCGGAGAUGAGGCGCUGCAGUCGGCGUUGAGCUGCGUGUCGACCCGCUCGGUCCCCGCCGGUGCUUUAUUCAUCAUCCAGCACUGAGGCGAAUCUGCAGAACAGCCAAGGUGCAUGAUGGGAUCUUUCCGGCGCCCUCGGCCUCGCUUCAUGAGUUCUCCGGUUCUCUCUGACCUGGCCCGGUUCCACGCCAGCUCCCCGUCGCUCUCCAACACCAGAGUGUGGAACAGCGUGCAGUCAGCAGUGAUGCAGGUGUUUCAGGGUUCGGCGCUGCAGCCUAACGAGCUGUUCACGCUUAACGAGAGCAUCAGAUGGCUCCUCAAAACAGAGAUGGGCUCCUUCAUCACCGACUACUUUCAGAACCAGCUUCUGACUCGAGGUCUUUCUGAAGUUCUGGAUCAGGUCCAGCUUCACUCAGGUGACGAGCAGCUGGUCGUCCUCGGCAACGUCUGGGAUCGAUUCUUCACGGAAAUCCUGCCGACCCUGCAGGCCAUCUUCUACCCUGUACAGGGUCAGGAGUUGUCAGUGAGGGAGAUUUCUCUCCUGGCGUUCAGAGACCUCGUGCUGCUGAAGCUCCACCUGCAGGACGAUCUGAGAACUGCAGCCUUCAUACCUGCAGCCGUAAAACAGAUGCUGCUGGUGCUGCAGGGCGUCCACGAUGCUCCCAGCCUGGAGUUCUGCCAGCUGGAGCGUCUGGUGGAGGUCGUCGUGACGCCGUUCAUCAGAGACGCCCUGCUGACAGACCCCCAGCGCUCCCCAGAGGUGCGGGUGCCCACCCCCGGCGACGCGCUGUCUCUCGGCCCCCUGGUGGAGACGGAGGGCGAGGCGUACCUGGAGAAGACGGGCGGCGUGCGGCGCCAUACGGUCGCCAACGUGCACUGUGACGAGGGGGGCGUGGCCUUCAUGCUGGGGGCGGGGCCUAUGGCUCCCAGGGGGGGGCGCACCGGGGUCACCUGCAGAUAGACACUGGAUGCAGAGCGGGAAACUGCAGGGACAGGAAGUGACAUCACGGGAUGGAAAGCACGAGGAGAAGGAUCCACGGAAGAUCAGGAAACAACGGUUUUCUCUGAAAAUUCCACGAAGAGACACGAAUUCUCUGACGAUACAAACGACUGACUGAACAUCAGCGAGCAGAUAGACACUCACUGCAAUGAGCAUGACUGAACAUAUACAAAACACAUUCAUAAAAUAGACAUAUGAUAAUAUAUAUAUAUAAAUAUAAAUAAGCAUAAUAUAUCUGAAGAAAUACAGAAAGGACAACAAAAAGACACAAAAUGCCAGAAAAUAGACAACGACAACAACAACAACAACAACCCUGUGUGACUUCAAUAAGACAUUUAAAUAGAUGGAAAACGACUUCAAGGAGACUAAAAAGUGACAGAGAAUUCAGACAGGAUGAAACAGGACAACAGGAAAUCAAAGGAUGGGACAGGAAGGAGGAGAAAGUGACAAGUCGACAGGAAAACAGACACAAAAUGAAUGAAAAGAGACUAAAAACCUGAACAUAGUGACGACAAACGACCCAAAAGACAACAAAAUCACUAAAAAUAGACUUAAACUGACAAAAAUUGACCAUAAUAUACACAUAGCGACUAGAAAGGACCCCAAAAAGACACAAAAUGCCAGAGAAUAGACAACGACAACAACAACAACAACAACCCUGUAUGACUUCAAUAAGACGCAAUAGGACAUUAAAGUAGACGACUUCAAGGAGACAGAAAAUAACCAUUAAAGACUAAAAAGAGACAGAAAAUUCAGACAGGAAGUGAAAGGACGGGACAGGAAGUGGGGUCUCGAUGUAAAUACGUUUCUCUUUUAGCAUUCUUAAUGAUUAAUAAAGAAUAUUAAAUUAAAAAAA